This is a messenger RNA of Rotaria socialis, 3504 nucleotides long. NCBI's taxonomy places the organism in Eukaryota, Metazoa, Rotifera, Eurotatoria, Philodinida, Philodinidae. The record is from the annotation of a GenBank genome assembly.
AUGCGUAAACGUAAUAAUAUUAUAUUUAAUUUGGUUGAAAGUGAACGAGAAUACGUUCAUCAACUAGAAAUUCUGGUUGCGAAUUACGUUCGACCAUUUCGAAUGGCCGCCAGUUCAAAAAAGCCACUAAUCACACAUGAAGAUGCUAAUUCAAUAUUUCUGAAUAGCGAAAUAAUUCUUUUUCUUCAUCAAAUUUUCUAUAAAGGAUUAUCAAAAAAAUUAGAACAGUGGCCAACAUUUUAUACCGGUGAUCUAUUCGAUAUGUUUAUAUCGAUGUUACAUAUUUAUUUAGAAUAUGUUCGCAAUCAUCACUAUAGUUUACAGAAUUUAGUCGAAUGUAAACUUAGCAAUCCAGAAUUUAAUAAAUUUCUAGAACGAUGUGAAACAAAAGCAGCAUGUGAAGGAUUAACACUUGAAACAUUAUUAGUUUUACCUAUGAAUCGAAUUCCAUAUUAUAUCAUCACGCUGGUAAAUUGUCUAUCACACACACCACAUGUACAUGUUGAACGAGAAAAACUUGAACAAGCAAAAGAUAAACUUGAAGAACUUUCAAAAAUCAUGCAUGAUGAAGUAUCAGAAACCGAACAUAUCAGAGCUAAUUUAGCUAUCGAACGAUCAAUAGCUGAAGGAUGCGAUGUUUUACUGGACGUUAAUCAAGUACUUUGUCGGCAAGGUGGUCUUGUAUUAUGGACUGGGGAUAAAGUUAAACAAGGUCUUAAUCAAAAAUUAUCUGCACGAGAAAUUCGUCGAAAUGAAAUAGUUGUUCAAUGUUAUCUGUUUUCUAAUCAUCUUAUUAUAACAACACGAGCUUCAAAUGGAAAAUUACAUCUUGUUAAAAGUUGUGGUGUGAUUGCAUUAGCUGAAGUAACACUUGUUGACGAUAUCAGUACUGAUCCACAAUAUAUACCAUUAUCCGUCGCCGACGAUGAAGCUACCGAUGAUUCAAAUUCUACUAGUACAAUAGAUCUUAAAAAUGGUGAAUUUGAUAGUUAUAUAAGUCGUCUAUUUCGUUUGAUUGUUGAACCACGUGAUCAACCAUCGUAUUCGACAACAUUAAUUGCUAAUGAUGAAAAUCAUAAAUCUGAAUGGUGUAGCGACAUAGCACAAUGUUUACAAAAUCUUCGUUAUAGUAACUUACUUUCAGGGACAUUUCGUAAUGAAUCAUCUGUUAUUGCUCCUGAAUCUGUCAAAUUUGAUGCAAAAUUAUAUAAAGAUGAUUCAGGAAUCAAAUAUUGCAAAACACUUGAUUCAUGUAAAAUACCACAGAUUCGUCAUGCAACAGUUGAACGUUUAGUUGAACGUUUAACAGAUUUACGUUUUUUAUCAAUUGAUUUCUUAAAUACGUUUCUAUUAACAUAUAGACUCUAUACUGACGCUUAUACAGUUAUGGAAACAUUAAUACGAAUCUAUAAAUCAUCACCACAAACAUCUCUUGAUCAUACCACUGAAACGGAUGGAACGACUACACAAAAAAAUGAUGAACAAAAUAAAGCAAAACAAGCUAAAAUAAAUGAACAAGACACUGAAUUAACACGACAAGUACCAGCAGUUCCUGAAACAUCUGUCGCUGAUACUUCGGAACAAGAUCAUGAUCCAAGAAGGCUUUCACAUACAGGUAUUGAACAAAGCGAAGCGACUAUAAUGGCAACAACAGCGAAGAAAACUAUUGAUAAAAAAUUAUUGGUAAAAUCUAAUGAAGGAUUUUCUCUACUGCCAACGAUUCCAUCGAUUGAUAUUGAUGAUUCAAACGAUCAAUUACACCCUCCAUUGGCACCACUAGCAUCAUCGGAAACAUUUUCUGAUGUAGAUGCGCUACAUCGUGAUACUCAAUCACAAUUAAAGGUCAAAAAAUUGUCAGUAGAUUUGAAACAAAAUGGCACUCAUGAAGAACUAAGUCGUAAAACCACCAAAAGUGAAUUUGACUCCUUAGAGAAACUCUUCGAUUUCCCAUCAUCGGAAAUAUCCAACGAACCUUCGUUAGAUAUCGAAUCAACAUCGCGAAAUUCAAAAACUCGUAUACGUUUUUCAGACACUAAUCAAAUAAUCAAUGCUAAUAAAGAUGAGAAAAGUGUUUUACAUACGGAAAAAGAUGACAGUCCAUCAGUGCAACAGCAAUCAAGAGUUGAUUCAAAUACAGCUGCAACUGCUGCACAAGCAAAUCAGACAGCGUCACAAAAUGUGAUUUGGCUUUCUAAACGGUUAAGUGAAGUUCUUUCCUCACCACGUCAAAGUUUACGUAACGCUGCUGAAAGUUCGUAUAAAAAAGUUCUACCUGGCGUUGUUGUCACAUCAUCACGCUCAUCUCGUCGCCGUAUAAGUUCAGCUGCUGCAACACAAGCAUUUGCUGUUGCAACAUCCGGUGAAUCACCGAAAGUGAUGCGCAAUGAAAGAUUAGCGAGUUCUCCAGGUGGAAAUUUAUCAUCGCCACAAUCGGCAACGACCGGUAAUCCUCUAGCAUCGAUUUCGAAAGAACAAAGAGCCAAUGAAUGUGCAAUUGCUAAUACAGCGUCUACAAUGAGAGUUUUAAACGUUUUAAGACAUUGGCUUACAAAACAUCCUUUGGAUUUUCAUAAGAAUCCAAAAUUAAAAGAGAUGGUCCUUGAACUUCUUCAAGAUAUGUUAGUCAAUGGUCAUUUAAUUGCUGCUGAACAUAAAGCAGCCGUUGGAAUUUUAAAACAGCUAGAAACGAAUGAAGCCGAGGAAAACGCUAAGCAAUUAUGUAUAAUUCUUCAUCCCAUACAAAAUCCAAAUGCAACAUUUGAACAAAUAGCUGUUUCCGAUUUAGCUGAACAAAUGACAUUAAUCGACCAUAAAUUAUUUUGUGCAUUAGAUAGCGAAGAACUACUUUUACAAGGUUGGAUGAAACCGGGUCGUGAUGAUUUAGCACCAAAUGUUGCGCUUAUAUCGCGACGAUUUAAUGAAAUGUGCCGUUUGGUUAUAACCGAAAUCUUAUCCCAAUCAACAAUCAAUGAUCGUAUUCAAUGCAUUGAAAAAUGGGGUACUGUUGCUGAUAUAUGCCGUUAUUUAAGAAAUUUUAAUGGUGUUCUUCAAAUAAUGGCUGCAUUUGUUAAUAGUUCCGUUUAUCGUUUAAAACAAACAUGGGACCGUAUAUCGAAACAGAGUAAACACGUUAUUAACAAACUUCAAAGUCUUGUUCAUUCAGAUGGAAAAUUUAAGAAUUUACGCGAUACAUUAACGAAAGUUGAUCCACCAUGUAUACCUUAUCUUGGUUUAUAUUUAUCAGAUUUAACAUUUAUUGAAGAAAGCUCACAAGAUAUAUCGGAAUGUCAAUCAGUUAAUUUUUCAAAAAUGCGAAUGAAAACACAUAUUAUCAGUGAAAUACGUCGUUUUCAAUCAACACCAUUUAAAAUCAAACAUAAUCCCCGUGUAUGUGCCUAUUUAUUGAAUUCAUCGCAAUUAUUAUCUGAAGAUCAAUGUUAUGGCCUUUCAUUAAAAUUAGAGCCUCGUGCAUCUCGAGCUGGAAUGACAAAUCUCGGUGUUUAA